AUGCCCCUGUUCAGCUGGAUGAAAUGGUCCCACGAAACAAAAGUGCAGACUCAUGAUGAAGUGAAAACUCCAAAGACCUCGGGGGUUGUUCCCAGACGCAUGUUGAUCAGAGAGCUCCUGUGGCAUGUGGAGGAGCGUGAGCGGUUGGUGAGGGAACUCGAUCGAGAGCACAGGCUGGCCCACAGCGCCCUGGGUCUCCAUUGGUUUCAAAAGUACCCCAGGUUACGGACCCUCAUCCCCACAUCAGAACUACACCAGCUGGAGUUCCUGUGUGCCCAGAUCCCACCCAUCCACGCUGCCACCGUGCUCUCAAGGUUUCGUGAGGUGCUUGCCACUAACAACAUUAGGCCCUGGGAGCUGGCUACUGUCUUCAAGCAGGUGCUAAGGGACUUCUUGAGCCAAAAGGAGCACGAAGAGGAGAACUACUCAAUGCAGGCAGCAGAGCUCCGAUCAAUGGACGCUUGGACCAGCUGCUACAUAAUGAAGCAGGGCUUCGUCACACCCACCGUCCCAAACUGUGGAGACAACCCAAGAGAGGAGAUACCAACAAUCUCUGGUUAUGUGGAUCGUGCCAUGCGGCAUUCCAGUUCAUUCGCAGGGUCGGACAGAGACUGGGACCUUCCAGAUUACUGUCCUGUUCCUCUCAGGCCCACAGGGACCUACAGCACUACACUGUGA
Molecule: messenger RNA, 678 nt
Organism: Anoplopoma fimbria (sablefish)
Lineage: Eukaryota; Metazoa; Chordata; Actinopteri; Perciformes; Anoplopomatidae
Gene: rd3l
Product: RD3 like
Exons: 2
Coding region: 1-678 (225 amino acids)
Source: RefSeq, a predicted model, not a curated record